Molecule: messenger RNA, 735 nt
Organism: Rotaria sp. Silwood1
Lineage: Eukaryota; Metazoa; Rotifera; Eurotatoria; Philodinida; Philodinidae
Source: the annotation of a GenBank genome assembly
AUGGUUCGUCUUUCAUGUGGAGUCCAAUGUACACGUAUAACAUUAUUUGUAUUGAAUAUUAUAUUUCUAAUACUUGGUUUUUCAAUAUUGGGUUUGGGUAUUUAUAUUAAAGUCAAUGGAAAUUUUAGUGCAAUUACAGCUGCUUAUAGUAUAACACAAGCACUUGGAGGUGCAACUAUGCAAUGGAUAGGAACAAUCAUGAUUAUUGUUGGUGUAUUUACAUCUUGUUUAGCAUCAUUUGGCUGUUUAGGUGCAAUAUGUCAAAAUCGACUUUUUCUAUAUGUAUAUGCUGUUAUACUAAGUCUUAUUAUUUUACUUGAAUUUGCUGCUGUUAUUAUAGUAUUAAGAUUUCGUAAUGAUUUAUGGCAAACUUAUGAUUCUGGUUUUAGAGAAAUAUUUGAAAAAGCUUAUCGUUAUAAUGAAAUUGAAAUGAUUAAAAUUAUUGAACAAUUAGAACGAGAAUUUAAAUGUUGUGGAGUUAAUAGUUAUACAGAUUAUAUUCAAUCUGGUUAUAAUAUUCCUCGUUCUUGUUAUCCAAAUCAAUUACCAAAAGAAAAUCCAUUUAAUCAAGGUUGUGCUGAGACAGUUGUUCUUUGGGCAUGGAAUAAAUUACCAAUUAUUGCUGUAGUAUUAGGUAUUAUUUUAUUUAUUGAAAUUCUUGGUCUUAUCUCAUCACUUGUACUCGGUGUAGCAAUUUCUCAUGCAUCAAAUAAUAAUAUUUACUAUAAAUUUUAA